CCGAGACGAUGAGCCUGCUAGCAGCCCUCGAACAGGCUAGCUGUGUGGAGCUAGCGUGUUACCAAGCAGUGCAGUAUAUUUUCGGGACGGCACGAUGACGAACAACAAGAAGUGUUAUAGACUUACUCCACUACAGAAUAUUGACAACCUCGGUGGGAGCUAGGGACGUGUUUCCUUCUGAAAAGCGGCACUGUCCCGACCGCCCCGUGUCACUCUUCGGAUGGACUAAAGUAGCGCGGCUGCUUGGGAGUUCUCGAGCGGAUGGGAUUUACUCAGCUAGCCGCGGCUAAUGAUUGAGCAGUCCGACUAGCUUUACGGCUAACCGGUUGCCGUUAGCUGACACAGUUGGUCAAAAUUGCUCAUCUGGUAAUUACUGGGCUCAGAAUAGAGAGGAUCUGCUGGCGAAGCCAUGGCUCCCAGACCAUCAUCGGGAGAACUAUGGGGGAUGCACUUGAUGCCCCCCAGCAUCCUAGUGGACUGCCUUCUGCCAAAUGGCAUGAUUCUCACGUUGGAGUGCCUCCGGGAGGCCACACUUACUACAGUCAAGCAUGAGCUUUUCAAAGAGGCCAGGAAGUACCCUCUCUACCAUCUGCUGCAGGAGGAGAGCUCCUACAUCUUUGUCAGUGUCACCCAGGAAGCAGAGCGGGAAGAGUUUUAUGAUGAGACCAGGAGGUUAUGUGAUCUUAGGCUUUUCCAGGCCUUCCUCAAGGUUAUUGAGCCAGUAGGCAACAGAGAAGAGAAGAUUCUCAACAGAGAGAUAGGUUUUGCUAUUGGUAUGCCUAUAUGUGAGUUUGAUUUGGUGAAAGACCCUGAGGUGCAGGACUUCAGAAGGAACAUUUUAAAUGUUUGCAAAGAAGCCGUGGACCUCAGAGACAGCAACGGACCCCACAGCAGAGCAUUGUACGUCUACCCUCCCAAUGUUGAAUCCUCAGCAGAGCUUCCCAGGCACAUCUAUAGCAAGCUAGACAAAGGUCAAAUCAUUGUGGUCAUUUGGGUCAUUGUUUCGCCCACCAAUGACAAACAGAAGUACACCCUGAAGAUCAAUCAUGAUUAUGUACCAGAGCAAGUGAUUGCAGAAGCCAUUCGGAAGAAGACGCGCAGCAUGCUGCUCUCCCAGGAGCAGUUAAAGAUGUGUGUGCAGGAGUAUCAGGGAAAGUACAUCCUCAAAGUCUGCGGCUGUGAUGAGUACUUACUGGAGAAAUACCCUCUGAGUCAGUACAAGUAUGUGCGCAGCUGUAUCAUGCUGGGAAGAAUGCCUAACCUGAUGCUAAUGUCAAAAGACAGCCUGUAUUCCCAACUGCCCAUGGAUUUCUUCACCAUGCCGUCAUAUGCAAGGCGAAUAUCCACAGCAACACCCUACAUGAAUGGGGAAACAGCCACCAAGAAUCUGUGGACUAUCAACGGAACGCUAAGGAUUAAGAUACUGUGCGCCACUUAUGUCAAUGUCAACAUCAGAGACAUUGACAAGAUCUACGUCAGGACUGGGAUAUACCAUGGUGGAGAGCAGCUGUGCGACAAUGUCAACACACUACGUGUGCCGUGCUCAAACCCCAGGUGGAACGAGUGGCUGACUUACGACAUGUACAUUCCAGAAGUCCCCCGAGCUGCCCGACUCUGCCUCUCCAUUUGCUCUGUCAAAGGAAGGAAGGGAGCUAAAGAGGAACACUGUCCCCUCGCCUGGGGCAACAUUAACCUGUUCGACUACACCCACACACUAGUAGCAGGGAAGAUGGCUCUCAACCUGUGGCCUGUCCCACAUGGCCUGGAAGACCUGCUCAACCCUAUCGGUGUCACGGGCUCCAACCCUAACAAGGAAACCCCAUGUCUGGAGCUGGAGUUUGACCAUUACAGCUCCCCUGUCAAGUUUCCUGAUAUGUCUACCAUUGAGGAUCAUGCAAACUGGAACAUAUCCAGAGAGCUUGGCUUUAAUUACUGCCACACUGGUUUGAGUAACAGACUGGCACGGGACAACCCCCUGACUGACGGCGACAAUGAGCAGCUACGGCAAGUGUGUAACAGAGACCCACUUUCUGAAAUCACUGAGCAGGAGAAGGACUUCCUGUGGAGACACAGACAUGACUGCAUCAAUAUGCCAGAGAUCCUUCCCAAGAUCCUCCUGGCUGUGAAGUGGAACUCCAGAGAUGAGGUUGCACAGGUUCUGAAGUACGAGCAGUACCUUGAUAACCCACUCGCACGGUUCCUGCUGAAAAAGGCGUUAACCAAUCAGAGGAUAGGACAUUUCUUCUUCUGGCAUUUAAAGUCAGAGAUGCACAACAAGACAGUGAGCCAGCGGUUUGGUCUGCUUCUGGAGUCCUACUGCCGGGCCUGUGGCAUGUAUCUGAAGCACUUGAGCAGACAGGUGGAGGCCAUGGAGAAGCUCAUCAAUCUCACUGACCUCCUCAAACAGGAGAAAAAAGAUGAGGCUCAGAAGGUUCAAAUGAAGUUUCUGGUGGAGCAGAUGAAAAGACCUGACUACAUGGAUGCACUGCAGAGCUUCACCUCUCCGCUGAAUCCGGCACAUCAGCUGGGAAACCUCCGCCUGGAGGAAUGCAGGAUGAUGUCGUCAGCAAAGAGACCUCUGUGGCUUAACUGGGAAAACCCAGAUAUGAUGUCGGAGCUGCUCUUUCAGAACAAUGAAAUCAUCUUCAAAAAUGGAGAUGAUCUGAGGCAGGACAUGCUGACGCUACAGAUCAUUAGGAUAAUGGAGAACAUCUGGCAGAACCAAGGCCUUGAUCUCAGGAUGCUGCCCUAUGGCUGUUUGUCUAUCGGCGACUGCGUGGGUUUGAUCGAGGUGGUGAGGAACUCUCACACCAUCAUGCAGAUCCAGUGCAAAGGAGGCCUGAAGGGGGCGCUGCAGUUCAACAGCCACACUCUACAUCAGUGGCUCAAGGAUAAGAACAAGGGAGAGAUGUACGACCAGGCCAUCGAUCUGUUCACACGGUCGUGCGCAGGCUACUGUGUAGCUACAUUUAUCCUGGGCAUAGGAGAUAGGCACAACAGCAACAUCAUGGUUAAAGAUGAUGGGCAGCUGUUCCACAUAGACUUUGGUCACUUCCUUGACCACAAAAAGAAGAAGUUUGGGUACAAGAGGGAGCGCGUCCCCUUUGUGCUCACGCAGGACUUUUUGAUUGUUAUUAGCAAAGGAACGCAAGAGUGCACCAAAACGAGGGAGUUUGAAAGAUUCCAGGAGAUGUGCUACAAAGCGUACCUGGCAAUCCGGCAGCACGCCAACCUCUUCAUCAACCUCUUCUCCAUGAUGCUGGGCUCGGGAAUGCCUGAGCUGCAGUCGUUCGACGACAUCGCUUACAUCAGGAAGACCCUGGCCCUGGACAAGUCGGAGCAGGAGGCCCUCGACUACUUCAUGAAGCAGAUGAACGACGCUCACCACGGCGGCUGGACUACCAAGAUGGACUGGAUCUUCCACACGAUUCGCCAGCAUGCCAUGAACUGAGGAAAGAAUGGUGGCAGCAGCAGGACACGAAGAACCACAAGAACAAUAAAAAAUAAGCAAGUUGUUUCCCCUAACACACUAAGGCCUGGUGAAUAUUUCUGCCAGUGCUUGACUCUGAAACUUUGCCUGCCAGCGCGACUCAAAACGAGCACGCUCAGAAGAAAUGCCUAAAUGCUCCUUUUCCUUACAGACGUCUGAAAUUUCUCUCCCUGCAUUAUGAACUUAAGAAGGUGGAGUUAAAUUUCACCUGUUGUCUUCAUAGGAGCUAAGCUAGCAUGGACCUGGACAGCAUUGGCCUUUACGUGAACCGAGUAUAGACAGGUUACAUUUUAUCUUUUUAUUUUCAAAGCUUCUACAACCAUCAACAUUAAGAGAGGAACUUCAUGAAGUGAUACACGAUGAGCACAGCUAGCUUUUUAUAAAGAGAUUGAAACCGAAUUAUUUCAACUACCUAUUUUUGAACUGAUGAAGGCGGGGCCAGGUGAAGAUGGGGCUGUUGUUGCAGCCGGGCAGCUCACCUGCCAGGUACUCUCAGAAUUUUCCAAUAAGAUUAUAUAAACACUGAACAAACCUCAAAGUUUUUUGGGAAAACCUCAACUAAGCAUUUAACACUAUUUGAAGAAAUUGCAAUGAUGACCUAUUUGUAACCUACCAGUGUACAGAUCAUGUCCCGUCAUAUAAGUGACUUUUUGUACAGCAGUAUAUCCAUAUACUUGUAUGCAUUUGGUGCACAUAUUCCUUUUUGAAUCUAUUCUCUACUGAGCCAAAGUACUACAUGCAUAACUCCACUAGUCUGCAGUCUUAUUGUUAAAAACAAACAAACCCCCCCCAAAUAAUCACUACUAUUCCAAGUCUUGUGUGUACUCUUAGCACUGAUGUCUACAGUAUUUGUUUUGUUCUUGUCUGUCAGUAUUAGUUUGUGUCACAUGUAGAGGCACAAACGUGUCAUCUAUUCAGUGCACAUGGACCCGAGAAAAACUUUCUGAUGACCAGCUGGUUAGGGUUCGUCUUUCUUUUUCUUUUUUCCUUUUUGGGAUGCACCAAAAUAUGAAUUUGGCCAAAAGCGGGGUUUUUUCCCCCCUUUUUGUUUGUUUUUGUAUUGCGCUAGUUUGUUUCAGGAAAACAAAGUUUUUCCUCAAUACGUUAGUUCGAAAAAACAUUUUUUAAGGUCAUCCUCAUCACAGAGUCUCGGAACAUUUAGCCAGCACCAGAUUCAUGUUGGACGACACUUACGGGUCGAUAAACGUCAGGCUCGAUAACCGACCAAUGUAUCAGCGCAUCCCUGUUUUUUCCUGUUUGGUGGUUUUAUUGUCGUUUAGCUAACACGGGCAGGAAACAAAGGAUGUGCGGUGUUCAUUUCGUGUGCUGUGCAGUUACUCUAUGCAAGUCAUGAUCCUAUAACAUGUACUGUAUACUGAUGUCGGGCACAGAGGGAAGCGCAUCUUCCCCCUGGCGUGCUCGCACAGAGAACCGUCGGUGGACUUUGUAUAGAAAGUGCACGGAAGAAGGAAAAAACCCCAAAAAACUCACGAAGUUGCCGUGUAACAGUAUCGUCUACUUCCCAGCAGAAAGAGCUGUGCAAAACACCUCUGGACCCUGCCUUUUACUUGUCCUUGAGAAACUUUGGAGCUUCGGUCUAAGCCAUGUGUUUAAAAAAUAAAAAAACAAAACUUUUUUGCUCUCAAUCACAGAGAGCAAAGAAAGAAAAGUAUCCGAAGUUAUAUUUUUGAAACCUUCCAAGUGUCUUCUUCCAUACCUGUGAUUGAUGCCCUGUGCGUGGAAGCGUGGCCGGCGUUAUCGCUGCACAGACUCUUGUACGCGUCCAUAGGUGUUGUAGCUUUACUAAAGUGAUGCCUAACAGGGCGGUUUCCUGGAAACGUUAAGUCUGGUAAAGUAAGCGAAGUUUGAGCGAGGACUUAAAACUGCUCAGGAAACUGUCGACUGACAUGCACGCGCUUCUGUACGGGAUACAGAGCAGUGGGCCGGACCCGAACUGACAGAACUAACCCUCACAUAUACUUUAUAGAAGACCUAUCUAAACCACGCUCUCUCCCUUUGUACUUGUUUUGUUUCUCACACUGCAUUAUGCAUGACUAUCUACCUUUUUUUUUUUCUUCGACCUGAUGUUGUCUACUUGAAUUUCAUGUAUAGAAAUGACCUUGUUACUUGUUUAAGGUACAACAAAGUCACAGUGAAGUUAACAGAUACUGAUACAACGUGUGCAAAUGCUUUCCUUGAAUAACUACAGAGGUAAUAUAUUUUUGUAUUUUUUAAAUGUAAGCAAUCUCAUGAGUAACGGCUAACCAGGAAAAAGGCAAAAAAAAAAAAAGUUAAAAAAAAAAGGAGGAGUCACGUGUAACAUUCACCAUCCUCACGCAAAAUCCAGCAAACAGCCUCUUGUCAUCGAAAAGGAUGUGACUGAAGGACAAGGACUUGGUGCUGCAGUUGGAGUACCAUUCUCACAUCAAGUGGAGGGAAUUUUUUGCCCCAAGUGGAAGUCUCUAAGCACAACGCGUACAAAGAAACUACCCUGCAUGUUUUAAAAUGAUCCAGACCCAUGCUAGUUAUCUUUCCACCUGUAUAUGUCAGAAAAAAACACCUCAAAUACUUCUUUUUAGUCAUCCUCAUAUCACCAUGUCUGUAUGCAUUCAUUUAUUGUGCUGUUGAAUAAAAACAUUUCUCCUCGUGAA
This is a messenger RNA of Neolamprologus brichardi, 6141 nucleotides long. NCBI's taxonomy places the organism in Eukaryota, Metazoa, Chordata, Actinopteri, Cichliformes, Cichlidae. The record is from RefSeq and is a predicted model, not a curated record.